Messenger RNA from Centropristis striata (black sea bass), 1304 nucleotides. Its product is annotated as ankyrin repeat and sterile alpha motif domain-containing protein 1B-like. The coding region runs from base 544 to 1236 and encodes 230 amino acids. Lineage: Eukaryota; Metazoa; Chordata; Actinopteri; Perciformes; Serranidae. Gene Ontology annotation, cellular component: cytosol. The record is from RefSeq and is a predicted model, not a curated record. Gene Ontology annotation, molecular function: protein binding. The transcript is spliced from 5 exons.
AGUGCGGUAGCUCGGUGAGAGGUGGAGAGGACAGCGGGACUCGGAGCUUCUUCUGGCGGCGUUCAGGGCUUCACCUCCCGGCUUCAUACAGCUGGAGCUCCGGAGCUUCUGACCGGAAGGAGGACUUUACUUCUUUGUUUUUCAUUGUUUGGUUUAAAAGCUGCAGGGUUUCUCUUUUACUUCACACUUAAGGGAUUCUCUCCGGAGCCCGGUUCCUCCUGCUGCUGCGCUGUUUGCUCCGAGGUUCACCCGGGAGUCGCUGCACGGCAGCGGGCUGAUAGAGGAGGAGGUCCAGGAGGAGGUACAGGAGGAGAUCCAGGAGGAGGAGAUCCAGGAGGAGAUCACGGACCGAGGCUCCUCGGCACCAGGAGCAGUCUGCUGCAUCAGUAACACCUUCCACCGUGCAGCAGCAGCAGCAGCAGCAUGCAGCCAGAGGAGCUCUCCGGGCUGUGAAGGAGGAGGUCGCAGAGGAGGAGCACCUUUAGGAUUUAUGGGACAUUUGUUGGAUUUUUAUCACCCCGUCGUUGCAAACUUGUGUCCGGGAUGGGGAAGGAGCAGGAGCUGCUGGAAGCCGCCCGGACCGGGAAUGUGGCCCUGGUGGAGAAGCUGCUGAGUGGGAAGAAGGGGCUCCUGGGGUCCGGGUCCGGCUCCAUCCCGCUGCCCAACCUCCUCAGCAUGUGGAAAGGCCUGAAUGUCAACUGCACAGACAGCACAGGAUACACACCUUUACACCACGCCUCACUCAAUGGACACAGGGAAGUGGUGCUGAAGCUGCUCCAGUUUGAGGCGUCCACAAACAUUGCUGACAGCAAAGGUUGCUUCCCGCUGCACCUCGCCGCCUGGCGGGGAGACGUCGACAUCGUACGCAUCCUCAUCCACCACGGGCCUUCACACUGCCGCGUCAACCAACAGAACCAUGAGAGGGAAACAGCUCUCCACUGUGCAGCCCAGUAUGGCCACUCUGAGGUGGUUUCAGUGCUGCUGCAGGAGCUGACUGACCCCACCAUGAGGAACAGCCAGCAGGAAACACCUCUGGACCUGGCAGCGCUCUAUGGACGCCUACAGGUGGUGUGCAUGUUGGUGAGCGCUCACCCCAACCUGAUGAGCAGCCACACUCGCCGCCACACGCCGCUCCACCUGGCUGCACGCAACGGACACCACAGCACCGUGCAGACGCUGCUCGAGGCCGGCAUGGACGUCAACUGUGUGGUGAGGAGAGAAAUUAAUAGCUUUUAGCUGUUAGUGUCCUAUAUCUGCACCCGAGGAUUUAACAGAUCUCUGGCACAGAUUACUGCAGCCUCACG